GGUGGAAUAAAAAUGGCCGAAAAUGGAUCGGAGGCGGAUGUUGGAUCUCUCGAAAAUCUUACAAUAGAUGCAAUUAAUAUAGAAAUUGAAGAGCUCGAUGAUGCGGAAUAUGCGAUACCAGUUGUGGAGGAAUUACCCUCCUUAGAAAGCAUCCUCACUGAACCGGAUGGGGCUUCGCUUUCCGGAACGGAUGACGAUAUCGGCGCAGCAUCUCUGGAUAAAUUAGGAGGUAGCGAAACUGCAAGUGUGGGCAGUCUCUUAUCACUAAAUUCUCUAAAUAGGCAGAGGUACACACAGACACCUGCAUCAGGGGCAAUAUUAAGACACAUAAUUCUCAAAGGAAUAUGUGCUCAAAUCACUUCUGCUUCCGAAAGGAUCAAUGCAGGAUUAGCAAGUGCAGUAGCAGCUGGUGCAAAUAUGUUAGUUAUAGGAACUAGUCACGGUCUCGUUUUGGGUUUUGAUUCGACUCAGACUUUAAGGUGGUGUGAUCAAGAAGCUAGACAUCAAGGAUCUGUUUCCGCUUUAUGUUUUAACCAUGAUGGGAGUCGAUUAUUGGCUGGUUUUGCUAGAGGAUAUAUUCUUAUGAUAGACAGUUCCAAUGGAAAGGUACUAAGGACCCUUACAGAUGUUCAUCCACCUGGAACUGCUGUUCUUCAUGUCAAAUUUACAGAUUCGCCAAAAUUAGCCCUUUGUAGCGACAGUGGUGGCUCCGUAUUCGAAUUGAAUUUCACAAGAGUCAUGGGAGUUAGAAGCUGUGAUAGCAAACUUUUAUUUAGCGGUGCACGAGGAGAAGUUUGUACCUUCGAGCCGUUACUUCUCAACGAGCUGCCGAUUCAUCCUCUAAAAAAUUACACUCUCGUAGCAAUGGCGACAUUAUCAAAGGUGAUAAUUGUUUGCAUAAGACCACGAAUGCGAAUUGUUCUUUGUCAAGCAUUGACGGGUUCUCCUAUCGCACCGCCACAAAUUUCCUGGCAAUUAGUCGUCAUUCAAGCAGCAAAUGCGACCCGAGUUAUCGACCCAGUCCUGGCUCUCGGCAGAGAUACUGUCGUUCAUUUUUAUCAAGUUUCUGCAGAAUCCUCAAAAAGAAUAAAAUUAACUUCCCUUCGUAAAAUAGUCCUUCCAUACACGAUGAGCAAUUUGCGAUGGUUGAAUGCAAGAUCAUUGGUAAUAUUAGAUAUUCACGAAAAACUGCAUUUACUGGAUGUGAGGACGCAGGAUAAUUUAGAAACUUUGGAUGUGAGCUGCGUUGGCAUUUCCUACGCUUCAAGCCACUUUAAAGGAUUAACAACUGGAGGGAAUGUCUCCAAGGCGAUGGCUUUAGCUGGUGAGCGAGCCUGUUACAACACAAUCGUUACUUUUGGAAGCCAACUUCUGCUCUUGGGAACGAAAAGUCUCCACGCAGUUUGUAUAAGAACUUGGAUGGAAAGACUGCGUCAUCUAACAUUGCAGAGACGCUUUCCCGAAGCUUUGGCUCUGGGGCUUUCUUUUUAUCAGGACAAGGGAAAGGCCGUUGUCGGUUUGAGAGGAUCGAAGCAACGUAGAAAGCAAAUAGCCCGCGAUAAAGUCUGCCAGGUUUUAAUUCAGUAUAUGGAUGAAUUGAAUCACUCUUCAACUGGUGAAAGUGCAGAGACCGAAAUUGUCUCGACUUGUGUGGAUUACUGUGUUCAACUUGAAAACACAGAACUACUUUUUGGAAGACUCUGGGAUCUUGUUUCGGAAUCGGAAAAUCUGCAGGCGAUUUAUCUUCGGGCUCUGGAGACUCCUUUGCUUGACGGAAGUCUACUACCAAGAUUACCGCCUUCAAUUGCCCAGCAGUUUGUGGCUUUGUAUGAUCAGGAAAAUAGGAUGGAAUCUCUUCAGGGUGUUGUGAUUUUAUUGGAGGUUGAUUGCCUCGAUAUUCAUCAAGUGACAACUGUUUGCCGGGCGAGAGGAUUAUGGGAAGCCUUAAUACAUUUGCAAACAGCAGCUCUCCAGGAUUUUACAGCACCAAUUCACCAGCUGGUUCCAGUUCUUCAAAGCCAAUUAGUGAAGGCAAAGGAACCUUUGCAACGAGAAUGUAUAACUCUUGGGAACGCUCUUCUGGUCUACGCCAGUUGUUGCCUAGCAGGUCGAGAUUUUCCCAGAGGCGAUCUUCCGGAAGGUUUACCGAAAAGAGUAAAAGCCGACGUUUUAGGAGCUUUAUUAUCUCAACAUUCAAGUUUAGCCAACGACAGCGAGAGACAACAUCCGUAUCUGCGAACACUCUUGAGAUUCGACGCGAAAGGAUUCCUAGAUGUGAUAUCCAUGGCCUUCCAGGAGCCGGAAUUCACGUCGGAGAUGGGCUUGAGGCAGCGUCAGAGGAUCGUGGAUAUUUUAUUAGCAAUAGUGUUGCCCGACACUCCUCUCAAUCCAAGUAAUCCAGAUUUUUUGACUGAUGAACAAAGGGUUAUUGUUCUCGUUUUUAUUGUUAAUGAAGUGGCAGAAAACAUGGUGAGUUUAGACGGAACUGUUCUAAAUAGGAUUGUUGAUAUUCUAUCGAGCAGCUCUAAGGACAUAAGUUUGAGGGACCACAGACAGGAAAAGGAAAACGCUAUUCUCCAACUUAUACAUUCCAGAAAGCUGGCCAAUAUCUCGGAUAAUACUUUGCUCAAGUUGGCGCAACGCGCUAAUUUUCUACGAGUUUCGGAAUUGCUUUACACAGACCGAGAAGAUUGGACCUCAGUGAUUCGAUGUCUGAUAGCUGAUCCAUCCAGACAUCACGACGUCUGGUCUCGUCUUCAACUACUGCCGAUAACUUCUCUUUAUAGUGUAAUAAAAGCGCAUAUCAUAUCCCUCGUGGAAAUCGACGCAAGUCAGUUAGCGGGAAUAAUAGCCAGUAGAAUGUCCACAAAAUUGAACAAGAUUCUUGAGACACUAGAGGACCAUUCCAUUUUGCAAUACUCACUCCUAGCAGCUCUCUAUCAGCAUCUUCAGUAUAAAGAAGAGGAGAGCAAGUUGGAACUUUCGGCUGAAAUUUUAGAAAAGUAUUUAGCCUUGAUGUGUCAAGUUGAACCAGAAUACGUCGUUAGUCAUCUUCAAGGAUCCCACGGUUGUAGAUUAGACGAAGCCUUGAGAAUAGUUCAGGUCGCAAAUCACAAAGACGCUGAGGCUGUGAUGUUAGAGAAACUUGGAAAUUAUGAGGAGGCUUUCAAUCUACUUCUGAAAAGGCUUCAAGAAAAUUUAGCUCUGUGUUGCCAGACGAAUAUUUCUGAUAAGGAUGUAGUUCAAACAACGACACAAUUGGCCUCAUUAUGUAGGAGAUCUGCAGGAAGUCUCGAUUGGAUGCCACUUGUAGAAGCGGUGCUUCAUCCACAUUCCGAUAAUAAUCUUCAGAAAGUUGAGAAAUUGAGGGGGAAGCUGUUAAAAGUAGUAUUGGAAUCGUUGAGCGGAACCACAGCUCUGUCGACUGUCCUUGAACAAAUUCUAAAACAUCCACUAGCCACUAGUGGAACUAUAGGUGAUAUCAGGCAAUUGCUUACCAGUGUCCUUACGCAUUCGCGCUAUGAGCAAACUCUGGUCGAAACUACUUCCAGGCUCGUUAGUCUGGAACUUCAUGAAGCUCUCAAACGAGCUUUAAGGGAUAGUGGGAAAGGAUGUUCAAGCGAUUCUCUAAUCUGCCCAAUAUGCAGACAAAAGUUUUCACAUUGUACAAAUUACAUAGUAAUUUUUGGAUGUGGUCACGGAUAUCACGUGGAAUGUUUAGCUGAAUCAAAAGUCUGCUAUACAUGUUUAAAUACAAAAGGCUGGACACACACGCCAACAAAUUUCACACCACCAAGUCUUCGUCCCCUGGAAAGACGUCAAUUACAACCACCAGCUUUUAUGCGAAACAGGGACACGUCCCUGAGAUUAGCACCGCCUGUUCCGUGGCCAGAUCUGGAGGGUAUUUUUUAAUCUAGUCUUGAAAAGAAAAA
This is a messenger RNA of Belonocnema kinseyi, 3932 nucleotides long. It is a transcript of the gene Vps8, whose product is annotated as vacuolar protein sorting-associated protein 8 homolog. Gene Ontology annotation, biological process: endosomal vesicle fusion; protein targeting to vacuole. NCBI's taxonomy places the organism in Eukaryota, Metazoa, Arthropoda, Insecta, Hymenoptera, Cynipidae. The coding region runs from base 13 to 3912 and encodes 1299 amino acids. Gene Ontology annotation, cellular component: late endosome; HOPS complex. The record is from RefSeq and is a predicted model, not a curated record. Gene Ontology annotation, molecular function: protein binding. The transcript is spliced from 15 exons.